Molecule: messenger RNA, 8059 nt
Organism: Haliotis rufescens (red abalone)
Lineage: Eukaryota; Metazoa; Mollusca; Gastropoda; Lepetellida; Haliotidae
Exons: 8
Coding region: 106-4815 (1569 amino acids)
Molecular function (GO): protein binding
Source: RefSeq, a predicted model, not a curated record
CGCCAUUUUGCAACCCGCCUGCGAUCUUCGGUGAGCGAGUUAUCUCUGGUGCUGGAGUUUCGAUAACACUUGUGAUUUGGGAUAUAUUAUGAGUGAGGCGAUGCAAUGGAUGAUAAAGAAAAGGUGAAAGAUUUUCGCGAAGAGAGACAGGAUGCUGAGGGCCGACAAGAUGUUGAAAAUACCGUAUCUGUGAUGUCCCUGGAAGCAGAUACUAGCCCCACGACUAAGGUGCCCACUGCAAGCUUGUCCUUGACCAACAAAUCAACAACACCAAGAAUAUAUCAAGAAGAAAUCAACAUGGAGCACACAAUGGCACUCACGAGUCAACGUACCCUGGCUUCACUAAUGCAGCAACAGGCAGCCCGCAGUGAAGUUGCCAGAUCAUCGCCGGGACGCCUAUCUGAAGACGAAGCAUUGAUGAUAAAAGUGGAUCGUUCUCCAGGAGCCUGUGUUGCAAGAGAGAUUCACGUCCAUCACCAUGAAGUGGACAAUACCAUCCUUGAAAACAUGAAAGCUCGAUCGAAAUCCACACUGAAAGAUUUCAACCAGGCAACCUUUUAUCCUACAAAAGCUGUACAAGCUGCGAGAGAAAAGCUGCACUAUGGCCACGUUUGCUUGGAGGGCAAACCCAAAUCAGGAAAGUCAUCUAUUGGCUUGUAUUUACUGGCUACUUUUGGAGAUAGGAAUUACACACCACUGAUUCUGAACAACCCUGAUGAAUAUUCCCAUAUUUCUCAGAAAGAAAAAUUUGUGAUUUUAAUCGAUGACAUUUUUGGAUCAAGGGUGUUUAUGCCAGAUAUGGUGAUUCGCUGGAAUAAAGUUAUUGAAAACAUAUUUCAUGCUAAAAGUAUAGGUAGGAUAUUCUUGAUUAUAACAAGUGAAAGUGGCUUCUUUGACAGAAGUCAAGCCUUUGCUAGUUUUGAUGAGUUUUUGGACAAAACCCAUAGAUUGCAACUUCAAAAUCCUGAUCUUUUUCUGAGGGGCUAUGAAAAAUUUGCUAUUCUUGAGAAGUUAGCUACUUUCAAAAGACUGGCACAUGACUGUAGAAUACUGUCCACUGCUGCCAAUGCAAGCACUCCUUGGUUUUUUGACUGCUGUAAAUAUUUGUUAAAGAGUAAGCUACCACUGCAAGAAUGGCCAAUAUUCUUCAGACACCCAGUGGUAGUUCUUUGUGAGCAUGUAGCUAAGCUCGAACCAAUCAAGUCAGCUCUGCUCAUAUUGAUAAUGAAGCACAAUCACAUUCUGGACACUGACUUCUCAACAACCAGUGAUGGGCACAUAAUUUUAAGAGCUUCACUUGAUAUCCUCUCAAGGAUUAUGGAAUUGCCACAUGGAUCUGACCUGAAGGACGUGCGAGAUGCAGCCCAAGCCUUGACUGGUGACCUGGUCGUGUAUAGUGACCAACAUUAUAGCUUUUCGCACGAUGCAGUUCGUGAGGCAGUGUGUUUCACCUUCUCAAAGGUCGCACCUGUAUACUUCAUACAAUGGUGUCCAUUAGACUAUCUGAUCCACCACACUGUAACAGAAAACACUGAAACUGAAGGUGCUCAUUCAGUGAAGAUAGACAGUAAUUUGUUUCAAAACUUGAAAGACAGAAUAGUCCAGGACUUCACAGCCGAUUUUGUAGAGCAUGACGUUUUCAAAGGUGGGGCCUUUGUGUAUCUGUUCUUUCAAGACAAUCCAAUAUUGGAUGAUGCACAAAAUAUCGCUGAGAUAGUGUCCUCAAUUGCAAGGCAUGGACAUGCCUAUUUCCUUCGUCAAAUACUGCCCAUUAUGGAAGGGUUUGGUGGACUGGAUAUUGAACAUAUUAAGCAUGAAGCUUUAGAAAAAGCAUGUUCAUUUCGACAGGCAACAGUGGCUGACAUCCUUCUGGACUCUGAUGCUAAACCAUGUGAGGUUUGUUUUCAUAACGCUUGUAGUGGGCAGAUGUUAAAUGUUGUCAAACGUUGUUUGAGCAUGGGACCUAUCUCUUGGUCCAAUGAUGUGGUAUCUUUACUAAAUGCUCUCAGAACCACUACCUCUCCUACAGAUAUCAGUGCAAUGUUACAAAAUGCAACAAAUUGGAAUGUUGAAGGCAGAGGGCUAGUCAUGAUGGCACCGGCAUGCGAAACUGGAAACUGGGAAUUGUAUAAUGUCCUUAGCGACAACCUAAUAGACAGGACUCUUAACUGCAGUGAUCUUUUGUCCCAUGCAAUCAGUGGAGGAAAUCUCCUCAUAGUUUGUGACUUGAUAGGGAAAGAUCCCAAUAUUUUGAAUGUAGAUUGUGAUGAAUCUGCAUUCCUCAUGGCAUGCCGCUGCAACAAAGUGGAACUUGCGAAGCUGAUAUGGGAUGAAUCUAGUGUCACAUCUAAAAGCCGAAUUUAUGAAGAGGGCAGUUCUUCAUUGAGGGCUUUACAUAUUGCAGUUUUAGCCAGUAAUGAAGACCUGGAUUUACUGAAAUGGUUGCUCGUUGAAGGUUUCCCAAUCAAUGGAUGCGGGGGUUCAUCUAGAACUCCACUACACACAGCCUGUAGCAGAGGAAUUGUCGGAGGAAUUAGAGUACUCUUGGAAAAAAAGGCAGAUGUAUCAGCCAUUGAUGCUGAUCGAAAUACAAUGUUGCAUCUUGCAUGUGGUAGUGAUGAACCCAACAAAGACAUUGUCAAAUUACUCCUUGAUAAUGGUGCCAACAUUUCAUCUUUAAACAAGGAGAACAAAACACCUUUACAUGUCUUAUGUGAAACACAACACAAUUCACGAUCCGUUGUGAUCAGUUUUCUCUUGAAUUGUGAGGCCCCCGUCAAUUCUUUGGACGUGCAUGGACACACACCUUUCUAUCUCUUAUUGGAUAGAGGAUUCUGCUUGGAGGAGGUAGAACUCCUUUUAGACAAUGGCGCUAAGGUGAAUAUGAAAGAUAAUUUUGAAGAAACUGCAGUUCACGCUGCAUGCAGAAGUUCUAACUGUAGAGCUGUGGAGAUGCUACUACAGAAUGGCGGGGAUUUGCAGGCUAGAGACAGACUUGGUCAGUCUUGUCUUCAUCAUGCAGUUUCUGUAAUGAACAAUGGGGAUGUGGUGAAAUACCUGCUUCAACGUGGUCUGUCGGUGAAUAUAGUUGACACUGAUGGUAACACCCCUUUACACACAGCGGUUCACGUUCAAUUCAACAAAAUAGUGGUUGAAUUAUUGAUGACUAUGGGAGCAGAUUCAACACUGACUAACAAAAAUGGUGAUGCUCCUCUGCAUCUUGUGUGCAAGGACUCCCUUGAUCACAGUCUUGAGGACAUGGAUAUUAUCAUGAACAAAUCCAGUCUACUUUUAGCAAAGGAAAAUAAUACCCCUUUGCAUUUGGCAUCGAUGUCAAAAGGAAAUGCUGCCUUUAGUGUUGUUAAAAAACUGCUCGAUUCAGAUGUCAAUAUUUCAGAGAAGAACGAAUCUGCCAAGACUGCUCUACAUCUUGCUUGUGAAAGGUCAGAUGAACCAGGCUGUUCUAUGGCACAAGCGUUGUGUGCAAGAAAUGCUGAACUAGACUGCCAAGAUAAUGAAGGGAACACACCACUUCAUUUGGCUUGUCUAUCAGGAGGAGAUAGCCGACUUCACAUUAUUGAAUUGUUGAUUAACCAAGGUGCAAAAGUCAACAUUAUCAAUGACCAACAGAUUUCACCCACUGACAUCAUUGAGGACCGGAAAAAUGAAAGUGAACAUGAAAUCUUGAUGAUUAUGGUUGACAGCAUGUUGAAUCAGGCUUGUCUUGGAAACGGUAGGUACACAAUGGAAGAGGUAGAAGAAGCGCUGUCAAAGGAAACUCAGUUGUCACUACUUGAUAAAGACCAGAGACCAGUUCUUCACAGAAUAUGCAGUGUCAAUGGACAACACAGUCCUACUAUUAUAAGUAUGCUUCUUGCGCAGGGAGCUGACAUAGCUGCAAAAGCAAAAGAUGGCCUAACAGCUAUUCAUGCAGCGUGUAUGGCUAUUGGUCCCUUCACGGAAACAGUUCUCGAAACUCUUAUUCGUUCGGGAGGGAAAGUAAAUGAAAGAGAUGACCAAGGACAAACAGCUUUCCACAAAGCUUGUACAUUACAGGACAGCCAUACCGAGAAUGUGCUCGGUAAGCUGCAGCAGUAUGGUAUUGAUGUAAACAUACCAGAUGGAAAUGGUAACACCCCUCUACACAUGGUUUGUGGUUCUUCUGGAGCACACAUCCUGGAUCGUAUCCAGUGGCUUCUAGGACAAGGGGCUGACUGGCAAUACCUGAACCACAAAGGACACACUCCCUACAACAUAGCAAACGAUGAGAUUAGAAACGCAUUUAUGAAUCUAAUCUUGCUCAAGUACUGUGAAGAUUCUGAUUCCUUUGACAAAGAUGUGAUUGGUGGAAUCAUAAGUGAAGGGGCUGACGUGAACUGUCUAAACAAUUAUGGUAAUUCCGUUCUACAUAUGAUUUCUCAGAAGAAUGGAGAGUUUUCACAGGAAAAUAUUUUGCUAAUGAUCUCGAAUGGGUGUGACAAAGGAUUACUAAACAAUGCUGGAGUGACAGCAUAUGAAUUAGGUAUUUAUGCAGGGAUGGAUGAAGAAGUCUUGCAACUACUUUGUCCUGAUGAACAGGAUGUUUGUGGUGGAGUUUGUCCUGAUGAGCAAGGUGCUUGCGGUGGAUCAGAAGCAUCAAAGAAAGAGGGUGGCGAACAGUCAGCUGUUGAUCAUGUUGAAAAAUUUAAAAACACAGCUUUGAACUUUAAAGAUUUGCUAGGCAAUAGAAAUCCUGCUCAGAUAGUUGGGUCCGCUGCUGAAGUAGUAGAAUCUGCUGCAGCAGUUGUUUCCAAAUGGGUGAAAGAGUCUUUGUAGUCAUUUUAGCAUUUAUAAAUAUCAGAUGGGAUUGCCUGAAAACAUCUAAACAAUGACAAAAUGCAUGUUUUCUGACUUGACGUUUUAGUUAAUGGGGAUGCUAAUGAAACAGAUUCCAUUAGGCGUAAAAGGCUGAAUGAAUCACCAAAAAUCAGUCAUGACACAAACAAGGAAGUAAGAAAUGUCAAGGAAACAAUUUUUCUGCAUAAUGCUAAUAUCAAACGCAUGGAAUUAUAAGAUUUGCUUGAUUCAGUUCAAGUUCCUUACGUGGUAUAACGUGAUAAUUUUGUCCUUAGAUAUCUUUGAAUGUUGUAAGAAGUGACUGACAUGCAUCGGGUGGUCUGGCUCGGUUACUUGGUGUAUUGAACCCGGUGUAGUCAUGGUUAAUAAUAUCAAUCACUGGUUUGUGUGUCAGAGACACGAUUAUUUACAGACCGUCUAGAUAUAGCUGUUAUAUUGCUGUCUCUGUUUAAUUAUUCUUUCGUGAUGAGGAGAACACCUUAUAAAAAGUUUACAGAUGUUUAGUGCAAACACGUACAGUAAUUUGUCCUAGUAUUGACUGUUUUUGUAUCUUAAACACAUCACUGCAUUUGUCACUCAUAUAUUGUAUACAAUAAUUAUUUUGAUACAUUUAUUGUAAUUUGCUUGUCUUGUAAUAGCGAGUAUGUAUUUUAACUACACAUACAAGCCGGUGGCCCCUCGUCCCAGUCGAAAACUGCCGUCUGGAACUUACACUUACUGACAUUGCAGUUGUUGCGACGGGCCACUUUCUUGCUGACACCAGGUAUCAUCACUAUUUUCUAGUGAUUCAUAAACACAUGGUUAUGAUAUAUAUAGUCGGAAUCGUACAAUGGACUGAAAAUGUUUUUGUCGCUUUUUUAUUUUUUUGUUCGGAUGUCAUUACUGUGAAAGAAGUGUCUGGAUUAAGGGGUAUAUUUUUUAUACAAUGACACAAUCAGCGUGUGUUAGUCGUGAAAUUAUAGUGUUGUUUUUUUUCACUUAGUUUAUUGAUCCACCGAUACAAUAUUUAAUAAUUGUGAAAAUGCUACAAGAACAAUGUUUUAUUUCUUUGCAGUCGUAAACUAAAUGUCCUAUGGUUUGUCAUUUUGAAGAAACAUUUCAGCAUGACCUCUUUUAAGACGUUAAUUCCUUUAGGGCAGUAUUUAAGACAUAAUGUUUUACGUUUUUUUCGACCAGAGACUUUAAAAAUCAAUCAAUUAAGUUAACAUUUUCACAAAAGAGGCCUUCUAUAUUUUCGUUUGUGAACUUGUGCAACAACUGGAAUUUCCUUUAACUGCAAUGUAUCAAACACGCAAGAUUUAUAUAAGGUUAUUUAUUGCACCGUUUGAUUUCUUAAGAUGUGCAGCGGUGGAUACAAGUAGCACAUUUGUGUGUAUCUUUAAGACAGAUCAUAGUAAUAAGAACAAUGCAAACAUUCAUAGCGACAUCAGAUGACUGUUGUAGCGAUGGUUCGUAGAUCUAGACAUACGAAUCUAGGCGAAUAGUGUCUUUGUUUCCCUUGCCUCGUUUGUUGAUUUUAACAAUACAUGUGUAUUUGUUGCAAUAACCCUCUGUUCAUAUUUUCAUGAUAAUCCUCAUGUCAAAUAUAUUACUAUAGGAGAGAUUAUUACAUACAUUUUAAGUGUAUCUGUCGUACAAACUUAACGAAACGAGUGUAUUAAUUCUGACACGAAUGUAAUAAUUGCUAUAUUAUCCAGAUUUAGCUAGAAUUAGUUGUGAAGAAGUAGUGUCUUUGUUAUAUUAGGGCGGAUAUGGCGCCGUGGCGUCCUUACCGUACUCAAUCACAGUCUUGGGUUUGGGCUGAGAAUUUUCGUUAGAGGUAGGACAUUUUUACAGUCACUACUUUUAAUACGCAAUUUCUCUGUAAAAUGAGAAGCUAAACAAUUUAACUUUCUAUCAUAACACAUUUUUUCAAAAUGUCCAGCUAACAAUAUAUUCUUUGGGGUAAAACCUGAGAACAAAGUUUCCAGUUUCAAAGAGAUUACAGCCCCCGCCUUCUCAUAAUUUCGAAAUGAGCGCUCCCUCAUAUGACCAUAGUAAAACAACAAUCUAAAGUUCUAAUAUUAAAGUUGAAAUGAAAAAGUAAAAAAUGAUUCAUUUCGUCGAGUAUGCACGUGUUACUCGCUUCUUGAACCUGAGUUGGCCUACCAUACGCUUUUCUGUAAUUUCUUUGUUAUUCACAAAAUUCGUUGAUUCCAGUGUGGACACUCCCUAUAUAGGAUGAACAGUUAUUUCCUGUCGGCCAUCCUAUGAAGGUCCGGGUUAGAAUUGGUCUUCAGCAACCCAUGGCUAUCGUAAUAUGUGACUGAUAUGGUGGAAUCAGAUGUAUGUCAUCGUAGCCCAAUUGCGGGAUCGAUGCUCAUGAUGUCAAACAUAGAAUCCAGACUCGAUUAUUAACAGACCGCCAUAUACCUGGAAUAUUGCUGAAUGCGACGAUAAACAAUACCCAAGAAACAAAAUCCUGCUCUAUAUAUUAUACAAACGUAGACGGCGGUGUGUGUACUCCGAUGUACUCCGGUGUAUUAUUUAUUAAGAGAUGAAAUACUAUACAAAUCUGGUGUCUAUUUCGAUGUCUUCCUGAUUGGCACAAUGGUUUUCAGACAUGUACUUGUAAGAUCAAUGACAAAAUACAUAAUAUAUAGAACAUGUGGCUCUUGUAAAGAAAUAUCAAUUUUGUUACAUCAUUCGACAAGAAUAGCCUCAUAUCCUCUUACUAUACUGAUGGAAACGAAUAAGGGAACAAUUAAAAAUAUAGGGAAAUAAUUUUACAGUUCGAAAAUUUGAAAUAGUGCGCAUACAAAUUAAACACAUGUCAGAAUCAAAGGUUGAGAUAUGUUUGUGUACAAUGUUUCCAAAGCGUCUAAAACUAAGUGUUCCGUGUUCGUUUCCGGCAGUAUAUUAUCCUAUAAACCAAGCCAAAUGUACAAACAUGCAUCCAGCUCACGAAGAGGGGAAUUCUUAGCUCCUUAAGAGGAAGUAAACAUAACUAAAUAGUAUUGACUUACAUUUAUGCAUUUCAACGCCAUUUGUUUUCUUUAAAUCCUGUUUUCACUUAUACUAUAGCUUUCUCAACAACAUUACCUGUUCAAUUUACCUGAAGAUACUAUCUUUGAAAAGAGAACAUGAGCUUUGGAUACAUGAUUUGAAACUGUACUGUGAUUAUCAUGACUGUAUCUGUACAAAGGGCUGUUGCCGUUUGUUUUAAUAAAAACAUAAGUUAAGA